CCUCAUCUAUCCUCAAGACUCAUUUUCGUUUGGAAUUUAGAGAGCUUACACGUCGAAAUAAAAAUGAGCCUAAUUAUAGAAAAAAAUUAAAUAUAUUUUUCUUCACAAAACAUGGUAAACAAAUAAUCUUCAUUCAACUCUCCAUUUCAUUCUCACCUAUACCAAUUUCUGAUUCAAGUUAACAAAAAAAAGAAAAAAUGGGAAGCCAAGUCCAAAAAGUAUUGAAAGACAGAAAAUUCUCAUCCAUUUUUAUUCUCUUCAGCACCAUUAUUCUAGUCCUACUCUACACCAGCACCACAGACAACCCUUUCUUCCUUUACUCUGAUAAUAAUACUACUCCAAUUAUAAUCCCUUCAGUCUCGACCUCUUCUUCUUCUUCUUCUUCUUUGUCCGUACAGUCCAAUCUCCAAUGGAAGCUCUGUGAUGGUCCAGUUGCCGUUGAUUACAUACCAUGUUUGGACAAUUUCGUGGCUAUAAAGGCCUUGAAGAACCGGAGGCACAUGGAGCGCCGCGAGCGCCAUUGUCCCAAAUUCAGUCCCCGGUGUUUGGUGCCUCUUCCUAGACAUUACCGGAUUUCGGUUCGCUGGCCUAAGAGCAUCGACAUGAUAUGGUAUGAUAAUGUUCCACAUGCAAAGCUUGUUGAGUACAAGAAGGAGCAAAAUUGGGUUCGUAAAUCAGGAGAUUAUUUUGUUUUCCCUGGUGGUGGUACCCAAUUCAAGGAUGGAGUAGAUAACUAUGUUAAGUUCAUAGAAGAGACUUCGCCACUUAUUAAAUGGGGAAAGAACAUAAGGGUUAUUUUAGAUGUUGGGUGUGGUGUUGCCAGCUUUGGGGGAUACUUGCUUGAAAAAAAUGUCCUCACCAUGUCAUUUGCUCCCAAGGAUGAACAUGAAGCUCAGAUACAAUUUGCUCUAGAACGUGGCAUUCCUGCUAUUAUUUCAGUCAUUGGAACUCAAAAACUGACUUUUCCAGACAAUGCUUAUGAUUUGAUCCAUUGUGCACGAUGCAGGGUUCAUUGGGAUAUGGAUGGUGGAAAACCACUGUUGGAGCUCAAUAGGAUUCUUAGGCCUGGUGGGUUCUUUGUUUGGUCAGCUACACCAGUGUAUCUCAAUGAUGAAACACAUCACAAUCAAUGGGAGGCUAUGGUGAAUCUAACUAACUCUAUAUGCUGGAAGACUGUUGCUAAGAGUGUUGACUCAUCUGGAGUUGGGUUUGUAAUAUACCAAAAGCCUGUCACAAAUUCUUGCUAUGAGAACCGGAAAGAGAAUAAUCCACCAAUAUGUGAUGAUACAUAUAGGAAAAACAAUUCAUGGUACGUUCCCCUUAGUAGUUGUCUUUCCCCAAUACCAGUUGACAACAAGGGUAAAUUGCUUAGUGGGCCUUUGCCUUGGCCCAAUAGGCUUACUAGUAGACCUGUAAGCUUAUCAAGUGAGCAAGAUACUGCCCAAAAGUUUGAGGAGGAUACUAUGGUUUGGUCUGCACUUGUAACAGAGGUUUAUUUGGUUGACCUUCCUAUAAGUUGGUCAAGUGUGAGAAAUGUAAUGGACAUGAAUGCUGGUUAUGGAAGUUUCGGUGCAGCUCUUAUUGAUCAACCAGUAUGGGUAAUGAAUGUUGUCCCUAUUGAUAUGGCAGACACUUUGUCUAUCAUAUAUGAGAGAGGGUUAAUUGGAGUCUACCAUGACUGGUGUGAGUCUUUUAAUACCUAUCCUAGAACAUAUGAUCUACUACAUUCCAACUAUCUAUUCCAAACUCUUUCUCAAAGAUGUGAGAUGGUAGAAAUGGUGGCGGAGAUUGAUAGAAUAUUAAGACCAAACGGUUAUUUAAUAGUUAACGACACAAUGGAGGUGAUUGAAACUGUUAAGCCAAUUUUGCAAUCACUUCAUUGGUCUGUAAUCUUCCAUCAAAAUCAUUUUCUUUUGGCCAAGAAGGGUUUCUGGCGUCCAGGUUUGAGGGAGUAAUUUUUGUUCAAAUUAAUGUACAUUAGAUUCUUCAAGUUUUAUAAGUUUAUUUAUUUUAAAGUUUAAACAAUGGACAUCUUUGUACUUGAUAAA
Cannabis sativa is the source of this 2048-nucleotide messenger RNA. Its product is annotated as probable methyltransferase PMT23. Gene Ontology annotation, cellular component: endosome; trans-Golgi network; cytoplasm. Gene Ontology annotation, molecular function: methyltransferase activity. The transcript is spliced from 8 exons. The record is from RefSeq and is a predicted model, not a curated record. Lineage: Eukaryota; Viridiplantae; Streptophyta; Magnoliopsida; Rosales; Cannabaceae. The coding region runs from base 198 to 1955 and encodes 585 amino acids.